AUGAAAUUUGCACACAUUAUUAUACUUUCUCUUCUCCUUUCGGCCGUUUGUGUUGUCGCCCAACAGCGUGCAACGAUAGUACCCUAUAUACCGGCCCGCGAAGUACUGCCUUUACCGGUCUCUGUUGAAACGGUCGAUGGCAAACCUGAUGAAUACAUUGUGAAAAGCUCGUUGUAUGGCAGCGGAUAUGAAGUAUAUGAUGGAGUUACGACCAAACUCACAUGCGAACCCGGUGUGAAGGUUAUACAGUAUCCCGUGACAGCUCAGCUCAACCAACUUGACUCCUUUAAAACCAACUUCAGAUUGAAAGUUCCUGCCGAUAAGAAGAUAGUAACUUGUGUUAGAAAAGUGGCCGAUAAAGAUGUCGCUACUCCCAAGUAA
Messenger RNA from Paraglomus brasilianum, 381 nucleotides. Lineage: Eukaryota; Fungi; Glomeromycota; Glomeromycetes; Paraglomerales; Paraglomeraceae. The record is from the annotation of a GenBank genome assembly.